AUGGAAAUAAAAGAAAAGCCAUUGAAAUUAACAGCUGCAGUCCUCAAGAUAAUCGUGAAAGAAACACUUCGACUACAUCCACCAGGGCCCUUACUUGUUGCACGAGAAACCAUGUCCCACUUCAAAGUCCUCAGGUAUGAUGUUGACCCAAAAACAACAAUCCUUGUUAAUGAUUGGCCAAUCUCACGAGAUCCAGAAUUUUGGAACGACCCAGAAAAGUUCAUUCCGGAAAGAUUUGAUGAUAGGUCUAUUGAUUUUAUAAGGCAACACUUUGACUUCUUGCCAUUUGGAGCUAGUCGAAGAAUCUGUCCAGGGAUUUAUAUGGCAGCGACGACAAUGGAGCUUGCACUUGCCAGUUGUGCUGCUUUGAUUGGAAAGUGCCUGAUGGAAUGA
This is a messenger RNA of Rosa chinensis, 393 nucleotides long. Its product is annotated as cytochrome P450 71B17. The record is from RefSeq and is a predicted model, not a curated record. The transcript has a single exon. NCBI's taxonomy places the organism in Eukaryota, Viridiplantae, Streptophyta, Magnoliopsida, Rosales, Rosaceae. Gene Ontology annotation, molecular function: monooxygenase activity; iron ion binding; oxidoreductase activity, acting on paired donors, with incorporation or reduction of molecular oxygen. Bases 1 to 393 code for a protein of 130 amino acids.